Hylaeus anthracinus is the source of this 783-nucleotide messenger RNA. RefSeq lists its product as uncharacterized. Lineage: Eukaryota; Metazoa; Arthropoda; Insecta; Hymenoptera; Colletidae. Bases 1 to 783 code for a protein of 260 amino acids. The record is from RefSeq and is a predicted model, not a curated record. The transcript has a single exon.
AUGAAUGUACGCGCCCUACUGGACUCGGGAUCGGAGUGCUCUUUCUUCAGCGAGUGGUCAGCGCAGACACUUCGACUUAGAAGACGGUCGGUUCGUGUUGAGCUUACCGGUUACCAAGGUACCAAGGUAGGUACGGCUCGAUCAGAAGUCUCGGUAGAGCUCCGCUCUCCUGUCAACCAGGAGUUUCGGAUUUCCUUGGACGCGCUGGUCACCAAGAGCCUCACUGCACCCACGCCAUCUCACCCCCUGGAAAAUGGCGAUUGGGACCACAUCAAAGGACUGCAGCUAGCAGAUCCAAACUUUAAUUUACCAGGCUGUGUUGACGUCCUUCUGGGAACCGACGUCUGCGGCCGAUUGUUGCAGGAGAGACGUGAGGGACCUCAUGGGACUCCCACAGCGGUGCUGACUCCGUUUGGCUGGACGCUGAUGGGAUCGACACGACCUUCGGAGCCGGGGAGGGCAGCGCGGGUGCUGCACGUUCGUCGUCACGAGUUGCCAGACCUGCAGAAAUUCUGGGAGCUCGAAGAGGUUCCAGUGGCAACUCCUUUGACUCCUGAUGAACUUACUUGUGAACGUUUGUUCCAGGACACCACACAACGUGACUCCUCAGGUCGCUACGUAGUUCGUCUGCCUUUUAGAUCAACACCUCCCCGGGUGGGGACCUCUCGACCUGCUGCAUUGCGGAUGCUGCUUUCGGUCGAGCGCCGACAACAACGGGGUCCAGACCUGUAUCAGAAUUAUGUGGAUUUCAUGGAAAUCACGAACGGAUAUCACCGCUUGUGA